Protopterus annectens (West African lungfish) is the source of this 2342-nucleotide messenger RNA. RefSeq names its product phospholipase D family member 4 (gene PLD4). Lineage: Eukaryota; Metazoa; Chordata; Ceratodontiformes; Protopteridae. Gene Ontology annotation, molecular function: catalytic activity. The coding region runs from base 190 to 1737 and encodes 515 amino acids. The transcript has 11 exons. The record is from RefSeq and is a predicted model, not a curated record.
AGACUGAUGCCCUCAUUGUGCCUCAUUAUCACAAAGGCUGAUAAAGUAAAACCUGAUUCUAUCUGCAUUAUUUGGAACAAACAGUAGAAAACCUAAAUUUAUACCGUUGUCUGCAGGAGAGCUGUUUAAUGUCCUUUGUCUUCAGGAAAGAUAGACCCUAGGAAGAAACCAUAUCCUCUACCAAAAGCCAUGAAAUUGAAAUAUUUACACAAAUGGUCACAAAUUCCCAGUUUUACAAAUGGCAAAGAGUUGCCUCUGAUAGGUAUCAUCAUAGCACUCAUUGUGUGCUGUGCUGCAGUACUGCUUUUCAUCUUCACAGUAUGCAUAGAUCCGAAUGUCAGCGAUAAACGUGAACAAUCACGUGAUCAGUUUGAUGAAGUAAACAGCAAACAGAAGACGACUUUGUUUGAAAAUGACGACCAUUUGUUAAGUGAUUAUCAGUGUGCUGAGGAAGAAAAGGAACAUCAUAAAUGUAGGGAUGCCUGCAGGUUUGUUCUUGUGGAAAGUAUUCCUCUUGGAAUGGCAUUUGGCCCUGAAGCUACAACUUAUAAGCCAUUGUACCAGGCCUGGACAGACCUUCUCCAGCUUGCUAACAAAAGUAUGCAUAUAGCUUCUUUCUACUGGACACUGACUGGAAAGGAUAUUGGCAUAAAUGACUCUUCUUCCAGACUGGGUGAAGAUAUUCUUCAGCAAUUUCAAGUUUUACUUUCCAAAAAUGUUUCAGUAUUUGUUGCAUCAAACAUACCUACAUUGGCUCCAUUCUCUACUGAUCUCAAGAUCCUGAAGGAAAAAGGAGCUCAUAUUCAAAAUGUUUCCUUACAAAAUCUGACAGGUGGUGUACUACAUACUAAAUUUUGGAUUGUGGAUAUGAAGCAUAUUUAUAUUGGUAGUGCGAACAUGGACUGGAGGUCACUGACUCAGGUUAAAGAACUUGGUGCUGUGAUAUAUAACUGCAGCCACCUUGCCAAAGAUCUAAUGAAAAUCUUUCAGACAUACUGGGCUCUUGGGCACCACAAUGCCAGUAUUCCUGAUCCAUGGCCAGCCAAUUAUACGACCAAGAUUAAUAAGGCCAAUCCCCUAGAGCUGAAGUUUAAUGGCACAUCAGCAAGUGUAUAUUUUACAAGCUCUCCUAAAAUUCUUUGCUCAUCAGGAAGAACUCCUGAUCUUGAUGCCAUAAUCAGCAUUAUUGAAGAAGCAGAGGAAUUUCUGUAUAUUUCAGUUAUGGAGUACUUCCCAACAACUCGUUUUAAGACUCCGGCAAGAUAUUGGCCUGCCAUUGACAAUGCUUUGAGAAGAACAGCUUUUGAACGAGGUGUAAAAGUCCAGCUUCUAAUCAGCUGUUAUGGCAACACUGAUCCGACAAUGUUUUACUUUCUUCAGUCAUUGCAAGCUCUUAAUGACCCAGAAGGCAAUAUUACCAUUUCUGUGAAACUCUUCAUUGUUCCGCCUGGGAACCAUGCCAAUAUUCCAUAUUCAAGAGUAAAUCACAGCAAGUUCAUGGUGACCAACACUGUGGCAUAUAUUGGUACAUCCAACUGGUCAGAAGACUACUUCAGUAACACAGCAGGAGUGGGUAUAAUUAUCAGCCAAACUCCGCAGAAUAAGAAAAUUAGCAGCCAGACGGUACAAGGACAACUGAAGCAUGUGUUUGAAAGAGACUGGACAUCAACUUAUGCCAUUAAGAUAGAAGAUCUCUCAGAAGGACAUGUCUGUAGGUUUCCCCUGCAUCAUCACUGAAAAUGAAAAGGGUUGAAUAAAACUGCAACAUUUUAGUUAAAUAAGUUACCUAUAUUUUCUUAACAUGCUUGCAUUUUCAGAUUUUUAUCAUACAAAUGACUAUAAGAGGUUGCAUCAGGUCUGUAGAAUGCCUGUGUAUGAAGAGGUUGAGUGGUAUAUGAUUUCUUCUUAGAUGUUUCCCAAAAAGGAUGCAAUUAAUUCAGCUAUGUUUACCAGGCAUUUUAGAGAAUCUGAUCAAAAAGUGUGUCACUGAAGAUUAACUGCUUUUUGGACCACUGAAAAUAUAAUCCUAUCUAUCUUGCUAAUUCUGCUCCUACCAUAAUAACAUUUGCAUUUUGUUUUAAUUUUUUUGGGACUGGGAAUAGGUUAAGUCAAGCAUUUCUUGAAGCAUUUAGAAAUGAGAAAAUCAGGUAUUAUGCAGAACGUGAUUUUCGAAUAAUAAGCCAUGUUUAUAAUAAAUAGUGGAACAUCUUUCUGUUAAUAUUUUUUGGGUUAAAGAAAUAUGACAAGAUUAUAAAAUAUAAGGCAGCUGUAUGUAUGUAUUAAUUUCUGUAGUUCGUUUAUCGCAGCUGAGCUGUUUACUAUAAAGGUAAUUCUUUUGUGGU